Molecule: messenger RNA, 936 nt
Organism: Acomys russatus (golden spiny mouse)
Lineage: Eukaryota; Metazoa; Chordata; Mammalia; Rodentia; Muridae
Gene: Smim30
Product: small integral membrane protein 30
Exons: 3
Coding region: 187-366 (59 amino acids)
Source: RefSeq, a predicted model, not a curated record
GGGACAUGUAGUCUGGCGACUCCGCCCUGCUCGCCAUUCCUAUAAUGGCUGCUUUCCGUCAGGCUGUGUCACGGGUAACCUCUUAGCCUCAGCAUCCGGAGCUCGGGAAGAGAGAAAAUUUCAUUUUGGAUAGAACUUUGCAUAUACCAUUGUUUUGAAAAGUUCAGCCCUCAAGAUCAAAACAUCAUGAAUUCAGUGUCAACACAAUUGAUCUUAGUCCUGACUUCCCUGCUUUUGGUUCUGCCUGCUGUUGAAGCAGUGGAAGCUGGGGAUGCAAUUGCUCUGUUACUCGGUGUGGUUCUCAGCAUUACGGGCAUCUGUGCAUGCCUGGGGAUCUAUGCAAGGAAGCGAAAUGGACAGAUAUGACUCUGAAGGGCUCUUCUGAAUUAGACUUCACCCUGACUGCACUGAAAACCAUUGUGCUCUUGAGGCCAAACCCAAUGUUUUGUUUGGUCUCUUCUGUUCCCACCAAGAGAAUUACCAUUCAGAGAGUGGUUUCUUGUUCUUAGUUGUUUCCUAUAAGAUGGGAGCAGAUGAAGGUGAAGAGGGGCUCUUCACAACAGAGCGCACAAACAAUGUGGUCUAUAAUUUGUAUUUGCUGCUUGGGAAGGGGACAAAAUAAGAGGGCUUAAGUUUGCAUAAAUAUUAUGUCAUGCUUUCGAAUUGUCAAAGCACAUGAAAUUGGAAGAAGGAAGUGUUUGCUAGUUAAUCAAUACUGCUAUUAUAAUCACUGCCUCUUGAAUUCUGGGAAUCUUUUCUCCAUUUCUCUCUUGUUUAUUUUGUUUUGGCUCUUUUUUUUUUUUUUAAUGUUUCUGCUUUAUCUCUCCCUAGUUGAUAUUGUACUUAGAUAUUAAGUAGCCAAAAAUUGAAAUUUUUAUGUCUGAGAAAAAAUUUAAUAAAAAUUUACUGAACAUAUCUAAUACUAAAAUGGGAAAA